Molecule: messenger RNA, 1531 nt
Organism: Dreissena polymorpha
Lineage: Eukaryota; Metazoa; Mollusca; Bivalvia; Myida; Dreissenidae
Exons: 9
Coding region: 24-1256 (410 amino acids)
Source: RefSeq, a predicted model, not a curated record
UUAACUUCCAGAAUCAAAAACACAUGCUUGUAGACAGAUUCGCAAUAAUGAAUUUAGGAAUGCGUUUUUUAAGCUUUCUUGCAGUCUUUGUAUGGAUAGUUACAACCGAAGGAGAUGAAUCACACAGUGGUUGUAAGUGUGGUAAAAAAGAGAAAAGUCGUUUUGGCGGUGAUGCUUUUUGCUGCGGAACGCUUUUUGGGGAUCCGGCCGAGAUAUCCAGAUGCCUCGGAGGUUUGUAUAACAACCAUCAACAUUUUCUAAAUCUAUAUAACUGUUCACAAGAACUAGGAAAAAAGCAUCAUCGCCAAACAGAAGUGAGCAGCAUCUCUAAUGAACUAAGUAUAACAGCUCUUUGCGAAUCAAUUGCCACUGUUAUAUUUUGUCCACUCGAAGCCGAUGAAAUUUCAGAAACCUGCACAGAAAUAGAACCAAGUAUAACAGCUCAUUGCGAAUCAACUGCCACUAUUAUAUUUUGUCCACUCGAAGCCGAUGAAAUUUCAGAAUGCUGCAAAGAAAUAGAGUCAGUGAUCGCCCAGUGCAUUAAGGAUCCAUCAGAUUUUGAUGUGUCUACAACAGAAGCGGUGUCUACAUCAGACGAAGUGUCUACAACACAAGAGGAAGCAGAAACAGAAAUGGUUUCUACAACCAUGCAAACGUCUCUACCGAACACUGAUUCCGACACAACCCAGCAUAUGCCUUCAACUAUUCCAGGAUCAACAAGCAGAUUAAUGGUAGUUGGAAUCGUCGUUGGGGUCUUUAUUGUGAUUGUCGCUGGAAUCAUUGUAAUUAUUCUUAGAAACACUGGGCGCGCAUGUUUCAAAUCUACCGAGAGCAAAUGGCAUCAAAACAGGGGCGGCAUGACCCAUGAGUCGAAUAUAGAUCCGGAGCUUCAACCUCGUGAUCACUAUGAGUAUUUAGGGAUGAGUGAUGACACCACUGACUCAGUUGUCCUAGCUAGCAAUGUAGGCGUCUUCAAUGGAAAUAAUAGCGGUGGUGUGGCCACUGUUGAAGACGACAUGGCAAUAGCAAAUAAGCCAGGGGAGCUAGAAAACUUUGCUGCAGCAAAGUCCGAUUUCGUGUUGGAAAAAGAAUGCAUGAGUCAAGAUUUCGCUCUUAAAGCCGGUUCAUCUGAGAAACACAAUUACUUUGUUUUAGAAGCACAUCGCUUAGAAUUGGAGAACCGAAAAGAUGAGCCCAGUGACGAAAGGCAUCCGUUUUUUUGUUUUAGAAAAAGAAGGCACUGGUAUUCAUGUUAAUGAAUAUCCAUCGGAUGAAGUUAAUGAUUUAUUUAAAUUAGAGAAACCAGUCGUCGAUGUCAAAAUAGGCGUUGAGGAUACUAAUGAUAGAAAAUUCAAAAUUGAUGAAUAUGAGGACAUUGAUGACACAAACUUCGAAGUGGUGAACAACGACUAUGAUUUCACCAGCAAAGGUUUGGGUGCGGUAUUUUCAGAAAAUACAUACAGCAGACUUAAUAUAAACGGCGACGAUUAUGAUCAUAUCGGAAUUAAUAAAUUACAAACGUAGAGCAGUA